ACCAGAGCGGAGGCUGCGGACGGGAGGCGCGUCAUGGAGGGGAUGCAGGCAUACGGAGCGGGAAAAGCGGGGGGAACCUUCGACCCCGUCACCUUCUUCCAGCAGCCUCAGACCAUUCUGCGGGUCGUGUCUUGGCUCUUCUCCAUCGUCAUCUUCGGCUGCAUUGCCAACGAGGGUUACAUCAACCGCCCCAAAGAAGUGGAGGAGUACUGCAUCUUCAAUCGGAACCAGAACGCCUGUAACUAUGGCGUCUUCAUGGGCUCCAUGGCCUUUCUCUGCUGCAUGGCCUUUCUCGCUCUGGACGUCUACUUCCCCCAGAUCAGCAGCGUGAAGGAUCGCAAGAAAGCUGUGCUGGCCGAUAUCGGCGUGUCAGCCUUCUGGUCCUUCAUGUGGUUUGUGGGAUUCUGCUUCCUGGCCAACCAGUGGCAGGUGACUAAGCUUGAGGACAACCCGCUGAGGGAGGGAGGGGACGCUGCCCGGGCAGCCAUCACCUUCUCCUUCUUCUCGAUCUUCACCUGGGCGGGCCAGUCUUUCCUGGGCUUUCAGAGGUACAAGCUGGGGGCCGACUCGGCCCUUUUCUCCCAGGAUUACACGGACCCCAGCCAGGACGCGGCUGGAGCUCCUUACACCUCCUUCGGUGGUGACGACCUGGAGAGCCCUGGAGGAGGAGGGGGCCAGUCCAACAGCGAUGGAGCCUUUGAUGGCACUGGGGGAUAUCAGCGCCAGGACUACUGAGAAUUUGGUAGAAAUGUAGUUGGAAGAUUCUAAUCAAGUUGCCCAAAGUUUCUGAUUUUUUGUGUUGUAUUGUUUCUACCACAUUAAAAAAACUGGUCGACAAUUGGUCCAGUUUGGAUUUCUGUGGCACUAACACAGAACUGGAUUGUGUUUAAGUACCAAUGGGUUGUUCUGAAUCAGACACAAGCAGCUCAAGUUUUACUGUCAAAUCUAAACAAAGGUAUUAUUAAAGGUGCAUAUUAGUGUACAAAUUAUAAGAAAUACAAGAAAUAGUAAAAUUAUUAAACAGAUGUUAAAGAGACACUGGUUUGAUCAGAGAUGGUGGUUGGAUUUUUGUCCAACACUUUUCUGUUGUACCUGCAACAUUUAAAUGACGCAUUUUAUUCAUUGCGAUUUAAAGUGAUUGGGAGAAGCCAUUAGAAAACUCCAUGCCGUUGGCAAUGCACUUUUUGGAUUUGAACAUUUGUUAAUCUAAGUUUAGCUCAGAAAUCUUGGGCAACUUUCCAGAUUUGGUGAGGUACAGGUAGCAGCUGGGGAAGGGAAUAAGAGGUCAGUCAUGCAAAUCUGCAGCUAAAACAAAGGAGGCAGCGGGUUUAUCAGUGGAAACGAGACACUGGGUUGGACUGGAGGUUUUAUAGUUGAGGGUGUUAGAAAUGGGAUCAGGGGAUCGAGGGUUUGCUCAACGGUCACCCUGUACCAGAUCAAUGCUUGUGACCACAUUGCCUUCAUCUUCUGAGGUCUGCUGUAAGUCAGCAAAAUCACUAGCUCAGUGUUAGUUGAACACAUUCUUAAACCCACACAACAGACACAUGCACAACCACAGGUCCAGGGCAUAUUGAUUUUGAACCGAUGAAACACAACUUUCUGCUGACUAAACUCCUCAGAGGUGCAUUAGAGGAUUUCAGUGUGGACAAGCAACAGUGGCGUAACUGGCAACUAAUCCCCUCAGCUGUAAAAUGGGAGUGAGCUUGUGUGUGUUUCUUCAGAGGUUUAGUCUACUUUUCUUGUGGGUAUUGGGGAAAGUAUGGAUUUCCGUGCUCCCCAAUAAAUCCAAUUUUUCUUUCCUUAACUGUUGCCUUAGUGCUGACUGCCAAGCAAAAUCCAAGAGACACACGGCAACAACACCCUGACAUGAUCACAGUUCCAGUUUGGCAUCUUUAGGAUGAAAGCAUAUAACUGAAUUUUUUCCAUCCUUUACCAAGUACAAACGCUAAAUUAAACCAAGUUUUUGCAUAUCACUGUCAUUAUAGAGCAUCCCUGAAAAUACAAAUUGCCAGUCUUAUAUCAGGAGACCAGCAGACAGCUUACUGAUAACCUGCAGGUUAUUUAUGUGAUUUCCCCUUGAUUUCAACCUACUUAUGAACAUACAUUACUCCAUUUAAAGAAAUAAUAAAUAUAAAUUUCUCUAUAAAUACAUGUAAAUUCUAAAUUCAGUAUAUUUAAGUGGUUAAAAUAUGCUUUAUUUUAGGGUAUUUUGCUAAAAAAUAACAAGAAGGACGAUCUAUGGUCUGUUGAGUGUUGUGAUAAAAUACAUGGUGAGGUCAUUCAUGCCUCUUAUGUUGCUUUCAGGGCAAGAUGUUUUUAUUUUGGGAUAAUAAUAAUAUCUUUAAAAAAUACAGCAACAAAAAUGUGACCAAAUUAUUCAAGUAUAUAUGCAGAUAUAUACUUUAUACUGUACAACCACGUAGACAUGUGUGUUCUUCUGUGAACUCUGUUAAACAAGCAAAGUAGAAAUAUUAAGAAAAAAAAACUUGUACAAUUGUAUGUUUUCAUGUGUUUGGUUUUAACCAACAAAAAUAAAGAAAAUACUGUUAAAAAUGUAA
This is a messenger RNA of Betta splendens (Siamese fighting fish), 2558 nucleotides long. Its product is annotated as synaptogyrin-1. The transcript has 4 exons. Gene Ontology annotation, cellular component: neuromuscular junction; synaptic vesicle membrane. The record is from RefSeq and is a predicted model, not a curated record. The coding region runs from base 34 to 735 and encodes 233 amino acids. NCBI's taxonomy places the organism in Eukaryota, Metazoa, Chordata, Actinopteri, Anabantiformes, Osphronemidae.